AAAUAUCGAUACCCUUCCUCAACUUCCUUUUCUCGACUUCACAUGUGCUCUCUCUAUCUCUCUCCCCGGUGGGGCUUUGCAAUGAAUGGGAUACAUUGCGAGGGCUCUAUCAGGGCGAGUGAGUUUUUUCUUGUCGGUAGCUUUGGCAUUUUUAUGGUUUUGCAUUUUGUUUUUCUUGUUUGCAUUCGGGGGAUGAUGGAUUUAUAUCUGGUGUGUGGCUUUGGAAGAAAGGAACGAUGUAUGAUGGUGCCACCGGGGUAAUGCACGGCUUGACGAGAUGAGGAAGGCAGCAGGAGGAGCCCAACACCGGGGAAACAUUUCCACUUCUACGCAAUGUACACGUUUCCAUAAUUGUUUAUUUUUUUUUCUCUACUCCUUCGUUGGAAGGCAUCUGUGUCUCUCUUGGAAGCUGCUUGUUCAACAUGCUGUUGUGUCAUGUUCCUGCCACUCCUUUCUGCUCGUUUACGCGAUCGCUCGUUUUCCACCACCACCCAACACGCCCGCACUGGACCACACACACUCCCUCCCUCCCUCUACAUUAUUACCGCAUUCUUACACCACACCAAACCACACAACAUCCCAUCUCACACCACUACCCAUCAAAUUGUCCUCUCUCCUUUCCUUUCCAAGUUUCUCAAUUCGCGUCGGUAAUGAACGGGCAUAUCAGAAAGGGAUCUAUUACAUUAUACCAAAGACAAGCGCCUCGCGGCUAAAAGUCAGUUUUCCUUACUAAUUCUUCUUCUUCUUCAUCUACACUCUUUUGACUUGUAUUGGGGGAAAUUGUUUGCUUGCUAGGG
This is a messenger RNA of Cucurbitaria berberidis CBS 394.84, 797 nucleotides long. RefSeq lists its product as uncharacterized. The record is from RefSeq and is a predicted model, not a curated record. The coding region runs from base 278 to 733 and encodes 151 amino acids. NCBI's taxonomy places the organism in Eukaryota, Fungi, Ascomycota, Dothideomycetes, Pleosporales, Cucurbitariaceae. The transcript has a single exon.